Cydia splendana is the source of this 1323-nucleotide messenger RNA. RefSeq lists its product as uncharacterized. The record is from RefSeq and is a predicted model, not a curated record. Bases 16 to 1323 code for a protein of 435 amino acids. Gene Ontology annotation, cellular component: mitochondrion. The transcript is spliced from 2 exons. NCBI's taxonomy places the organism in Eukaryota, Metazoa, Arthropoda, Insecta, Lepidoptera, Tortricidae.
GGAAGAUUGUCUGGAAUGAUGAUAAGAAAUCUAAGACGAAUUCCGUUGAAACAAAACUACUUCGUUUUUAUUCAAAGGCAAACUUUUUUAACUAAGGACUAUCAGUGUAAUGGUGCUUGGAACGCUCAGGUUUCAUCGUCGGUGCUCAGCAAAGUCAAUCUACAUGACUUUUUUAACACCGUGGACCAGAACUAUUCCACCAAGGGCGUUAUUAGCGCCAUAGACGUGGAUGUAUUUGCAAAUUCUGUAAAGGAGUCAGUUUACCUUGACGAACUUAAAGAACUUCUCCACAAGUUGAGAUUGUCUGCAGAAACUAGAAACACUUUAGAGUCUACUCAUCAUGCCACCAUCAGGAAUUACAUCGAGUUUGGCAAUAUUGAAGAUUUGGUAAAAAUAUUGCAGGAUCCUCUUAACUUUGGUCUAUUUCUUGAUGCAUAUACUGCAAACAUAUUGUUAAAUAAGUUAAUAACAGCACAAAACUAUGAGCAAGCAGCUAAUGUUGCAUCUUUAGUGAUGCUUCAGGAAGACUUUAGCAAUGAAAUUACUUGUACUCUCUGCCAAUAUGCUUGCUACAAGUAUAUCUCUGGAUACACUCCACCGGAGCCUACUCCUCCACAAGAAAAACCAAAGAAAGUAGAAGAAGUGAAGAUAAGAAUAAAAUAUUUAAGAAAUCCAUAUUUUGAUGAUCACUUUGACAUCAAAGAUACAUUAACAGCAUCUGGAAAAACACUAGCAUGGAUUUCUGAGAAAUCUGGUGACAAUCUCAAUAACAAUCUUCAAAUCAUUGGUUUGAGCGUAUAUAAAAAAUAUGACAAAUUACUUGCUCUGAGUGAAGACCUCAGUAAAUCUUCAUUCAAGAUAUCUGCUGAAGUUCUUGAAAUACUUAAAAAGGAAUCUAAAAAUGUUGAGGCAGAAGCAAAAUUAGAACAGUGUAUUUCUGUUCUAAGCUCAGUUGGAACAGUUGAAACUUCUUUAGAAGACUCCUUGAAGAUUGCUAUUGAAAAUGCUAUCAAUAAGAACCAAAAUAAGGACAUAGCUUCCCAGGAACAGCUAUUCAAGUCUUGGGUAGAAUUACGGGAAAAGAAACUUCAAGAACAAACAAAGCGCCUUGAUAGAGCAAAGCGGCUUGAGUUCAUCCAAAAAAGUCAGACACAAAUGGCUGAGGAAGAGCAGAAACUGUGGUUCUUUGAAAAUGAAGAAAAUAUUGACCUACAAAUUGAGGAAAAAGAGAAGUUGGAGGAUAAAAGUGUAACUAAAAAGAAAGCAUUGGAGAAAUCUGAUGAAAAUUAUAUUCCACCUGAGAUAUUACCAAAACGAAGAUAA